Molecule: messenger RNA, 1605 nt
Organism: Prorocentrum cordatum
Lineage: Eukaryota; Dinophyceae; Prorocentrales; Prorocentraceae
Source: the annotation of a GenBank genome assembly
AGCGGGGCAUACCCUGUGGGACCAGUACUGCAUCAUAGGCCCCGCGUGGAUGCAUGCAGGUUCGGAAUGGCAAGCUCAUCUCCGGCCCCUGAGGACGACGGAGGCGCCCCUGCCUCGGAAGCGUCGUUCCAGUCGGCCGACGAGGAGGACGACUUCGACCUGCCACAGGACCUGGGCACCGCCACCGGGGCCGCCAGCAGCGCUGGGCCAGCCCCGGAGUCGGGCGGCGGCGACGGCGACGCGGCCGAGGAGGAGGACGACGACGCCCUGCCGCCAGGUCUCGAGGAGGAGGACGGCGCGGACCAGCGCUGGAAUCUCAAGAGGGACGGCAACAGGGAGCAGCUCGAGCCCAUCCACCAACGGCUCAGCAUUGAACGCGAGCACGUGAAGAUCUCGAAGAUGUUCUCUUACGUGCUCCGGCACGCGGCCCACAAGCUCGACGUGCGCAUCCGCAAGGACGGAUUUGUGCGCCUGCGAGAGAUCAUGAAGUUACGGAAUUUCAAGCCGUACAACUUAGAGGAGAUCAUGGCUGCAGUGUAUUUCGACGAGAAGGAGAGAUACACUAUGGUGCGUGAGUUUGAUGGUGAGUUGCUCAUUCGAGCCAACCAGGGCCACACUAUGAAGGUGGUGGAGUCAGAAUUGCUGCUGGAGCAAAUCACUGACCCCUCCACGGUCACAGAGUGCGUCCACGGCACAUAUUUGGUCCAUUGGCCGUUUGUUAAGAGGCAGGGCCUAUCCAAAGUGGCACGGAAUCAUAUCCACAUGGCCAACGGAUUGCCCGAAGACGGUAAGAUCCGCGGAAUGCGUUCAACGGCAGAGCUCUUUGUGUACGUCGAUGUUCCAAAGGCCAUGGAGGACGGCGUCAUUUUUUUCAGGAGUAAGAACGACGUGAUCUUGACCGUUGGCAUCGAUGGAUGGCUGCCCACGAAGUAUUUCGUGAAGGCGGUGCGCAUCGACUACAACACCUGCGACAUCGAGGAGCUCGAGUUCGAGCCCGACUCGGAGGUUCCAAACUGGGCAGCGGAGCUGGCUCCGUCAGGUCCUGGCGAGCAGGGGACCUACCAGAUCAAGAAUCUUGACUCCCUGAUCGGCAACAGCAAGAGGCGGCUGCAGGAGAUAAACGGGCUGAAAGCGUUGCAGGAGCAGGGAGAGGAAUUGGACGAGGAGGAGCUGGCCAAGAUCGCCCAGCACGCCCAGGUGUACUCCGAGCUGCAGAGCCUAGAGCAGCGGAUGCGACAGCACAAGAGCCACCGGCGCGAAGGCGCGGCGGAGAAGGAGCUGCGCAUGAAGGAGGAGGCCGAGGCGGCCUCCGUGGUGCGUCGCAAGGACAGGGCGGUCACCCCGCCGUGGGAGAAGGGCAGGCAGACGCUUGAGUCCGUGGGCACGAAGACCUCGGCGAAGGAGCAGGCUGAGUGGGCCAUGAUCGGGAAGCGCCGGUCGGACGCCGAUGGGCAGACGCCGACGGCUGGCAAGAGAGCGUCCCAGUCCCAGAAGGACGACCCCUGGGACAAGAUAGGCAGCAUGCGGGCGGGCGCGACGCCUACGGCGGCCACCCCGGGCGGCGGCGAGUCGCGGAGGUCUGGAGCCCCGACGUGGCGCUCCCAG